GCUUCACUCUCCUCGUAUUGCGACAGCAGAGACGCCAUCUCCAUGUAUUCUAACCUCCUUGACUCUUGCAGAAUAUCAUAUUUAUGUGAGAUAUGACAAUUUAAUUUUUAUGAACUGUUUUGCGAAAUGAAUGGUCCACCUUUUCGCCACUAGAUGGCAUAACAGAGCUCUGGAAUCGCGGAUAUCGAGCACUAGAACUGUCCUACACAUCAAGUAUUAACAUUUUUUAUAAUCAUAUGUGUGUUUGUACAAGAAACUGAAAGCUAGUGUGAAGCACCAAGAACUACUUUGUGUGAAAUUUUUGUUAACCUUUUACAUCGAUGUAGAACGUGAAUUCCAUGAUGCCUGUAACAUAUAUAAAAGUUAUAUAGUAUGAAGGCUAUAGUUUGUAUUUUUCUGUAUAGGGCAGAAACUUCAUGCAUGGGAGAUAUGUAAUGAAUCAUGUGGAAAAAAGGUAUUUUAGAAUGCAUGUAUACCUACACAGGAAUGAAACCUUCCGUGUGAAGUAUGUAAUCUGUCAUUUAAACUAAACGGUAUUUUAAAUGACAAAAUGCUUAUUCACGCGGGAUGGAAACCACUAUGCAUGUGAGGAAUGUAAAAAAACGUUUGGACAAAGGCCUCAUUUAAACCAGCAUAUACUUAUUCAUACAGGAGAGAAACCUCAUGUGUGUGAGGAAUGUAAAAAGUCAUUCAGACAAAAGCAUCACUUGAGCAAGCAUAUGCUUAUUCACACAGGAGAGAAACCUCAUAUGUGUGAAGAAUGCCAGAAGUCAUUUAGGCAAAAGGGCCAGUUAAACAAACAUAUGCUUACUCACACUGGGGAGAAACCUCAUGUGUGCGAGGUAUGUAAUAAGUCAUUCAGACAAAUCAGUAAUUUAAAUCAGCAUAUGCUUCUUCACACCAGAGAGAAGCCUCACACUUGUGACGUAUGUAACAAAACAUUCAGCAGAAAGCGAAAUUUAAAUGAGCAUAUGCUUCUUCACACAGGAGAAAAACCUCAUGUUUGUGAAGUAUGUGACAAAUCAUUUACAAAAAAGAGUGCUUUAAAUGAGCAUGUGCGUAUUCAUACAGGAGUAAGACCUCAUGUGUGUGAGGUAUGUAACAAAUCUUUCAGAGUAAAGCAUGAUUUAAAUGAGCAUAUUCUUCAUCACACAGGAAAGAAACCUCAUGUGUGUGAGGUAUGUAAUAAGUCAUUCAGACAAAGAAGUGCCUUAAAUCAGCAUAUGCUAAUUCACACAAGAGAGAAACCUCAUGUAUGUGAGACAUGUAACAGCUCAUUUAGACAAAAGGGUCAGUUAAACAAACAUAUGCUUACUCACUCAGGUGAGAAACCUCAUUUGUGUAAGGUGUGUAACACAUCGUUCAGGCAAAAGGAUCAUUUAAAUAAGCAUAAGCUUAUUCACACAGGAGAGAAACCUUAUAUGUGCAAGCUCUGUAGGAAAUCAUUCAGACAAAAGAGUACUUUAAAUGAACAUAUGCGUAUGCACACAGGAAAGAAACUUCAUGAGUUAUCUGUCUAACAAAUGACUUGAACAAAGAAGAAUUUUAUGAGGCAUAUUGACAGAGAAAAAAUUAUAUUAAGAAUGACCUUUUAUCUGCAGAAUAACAACUUAUCAUUUCUGUAAAGAUAUCUUAUGAGGUGUAUAAGUCAUCAUUUGAUCUGAAUUCUGAAUUUUUUCCCCUAGAAUGGAAAAACUAUGUGUGUAAGCUAACUCACAAGUCAUUUAAAAAAAUUACUUUCACUUAAAGCAAAAUAUGCUUAUCCGUGGUAUAUAAAAAUUCCUCUUGUUGAAAAAAAAAAUGGGUGCUACUUUGGUAGACGGUUGCACGGAUUUUUGGCGAUUUAUGUUGGCCGAAUUAUUGGCGCGAUUUUUACAAACGUCAGCCAUCUCGAAAAACGCUG
Stegodyphus dumicola is the source of this 1903-nucleotide messenger RNA. RefSeq lists its product as uncharacterized. Lineage: Eukaryota; Metazoa; Arthropoda; Arachnida; Araneae; Eresidae. Gene Ontology annotation, cellular component: nucleus. Gene Ontology annotation, molecular function: RNA polymerase II transcription regulatory region sequence-specific DNA binding; DNA-binding transcription factor activity, RNA polymerase II-specific. The record is from RefSeq and is a predicted model, not a curated record. Gene Ontology annotation, biological process: regulation of transcription by RNA polymerase II.